Funneliformis caledonium is the source of this 369-nucleotide messenger RNA. Lineage: Eukaryota; Fungi; Glomeromycota; Glomeromycetes; Glomerales; Glomeraceae. The record is from the annotation of a GenBank genome assembly.
AUGGGUAGUUGUAUUUCCUCUUCUUCACAAAAACAAACAAACCGAGAUGUUGGUGUUAGUUCUGCAACAUACUCGCAAACAACAAAUAAAACUGUCAAUAACCGUUUUCACGAAAAUAUUAAUGAAGUUAGUUCUCCCAAGGAUAAUGCUAGAAAAGCUAAAGUUGUUAAAAGACCGAAGAAAGUUCAUAAAGGUCUCAUUGGUCUUCCUUCCAACUUUCAACAUACUGGUCAUAUCGGUAUCGCUGAACUGCGUAGCGGUAAAGUUGAUCCUGAGAAAAUUAAAAGUCAAAUGGCUGAAGUUGCAGCCGCUCUUAGUUUAGAAGGUUUGAAUAUGGGAUCGUCAAUUCCAACAACCCCGCUUAAUAAU